AUGAAGUGCCAUAAUACCAACAAGGGUCCGAGACCGCAUGGCAACUCCAACGAGAGAGCCGCCGGACGCACCGCCUCUCCUGCUCCCACACGGAAGGAUCGCAGAUCAUAUCAGAGAUGGUACUGGCAAGUAAGAGCCAAACUCCCGCAAGCUCAGAAGGAGCGGCAAUGGAGCCCGACACAACGGCAGGUACAGACCAUGAAGAGAGAAAGCGUUAUAAAGCACAGGACUAACCUGCCACAUCGCCCAGCUUCCCGCAAAGGGCCUGAAUCAGAAGGUCUGCCCACCCACAGCCAGUAUGCAGAAGCUCUCUCCAAGCCUAAGACAGGCACCCGGCUGAACAGAAAGGGACCCAAGAGGGGAAUCUAG
Messenger RNA from Pelobates cultripes (western spadefoot toad), 369 nucleotides. Lineage: Eukaryota; Metazoa; Chordata; Amphibia; Anura; Pelobatidae. The record is from the annotation of a GenBank genome assembly.